Nerophis ophidion (straightnose pipefish) is the source of this 4156-nucleotide messenger RNA. RefSeq names its product tRNA-yW synthesizing protein 3 homolog (S. cerevisiae) (gene tyw3). The transcript is spliced from 6 exons. The coding region runs from base 115 to 828 and encodes 237 amino acids. Lineage: Eukaryota; Metazoa; Chordata; Actinopteri; Syngnathiformes; Syngnathidae. The record is from RefSeq and is a predicted model, not a curated record.
AAACCGCCAAUAGGCAAAAGCCGGCGAAGGAGAAAAAAAUUAGAAGAAGAAGAAAAAUAGAGGAAGAAGACGUAACAAUAACGAUGAAAGAAGACUCAACCUUAAAGUUUGCAAAUGGAGAAAACAUUCUGUCAGUGGAAGAAACAAUGUCUGAACAAAGUGGACUUGAGUAAGAAAGGCGUUGUGGAUGAAGAUGUUGUUCACGUCGUGUCACUGCUCAAUGGCUGCCAGCAGUACUUCACCACCAGCUCCUGCUCAGGACGAAUUACAAUAAUGGACAGGGCUCCAGACAGUCUUGUUGUCCAGAAGAAGAACCUUGUCUGGCUCUUGGUCGCGCACACAACAUGCACAUCGGAUGAAGUGAUGUCUGCGCUGACCCGCUCUUGUGGAAAUGCGGUGCUCAAGUUUGAGCCAUUUGUCAUGCAUGUUCAGUGUCGCAGCCUGGAGGAUGCACAACUGCUGCUCUCAGCUGCUCUCCAGUCGGGCUUCAAAAACUCUGGUCUGACUGCAAGCAAGACCGGGAAGAUCAUCACGGCAGUCCGCUGUACCCACGGCCUGGAGGUUCCUCUCAGUGACCGAGGCAGGCUGCUGGUUUCCCAGGAAUAUAUUCAUUUCCUCACCCAGACGGCCAAUCAAAAGAUGGAGGACAAUUUAAAACGGAUUGAAAGGUUUUAUCAAACCGUCCGGACUACUUUGACAACUAAGGAGCAACAGGAAGUCCCGCAGGAUUCCGCCGCACUUUCACCCCCUUUCACGGGUAUGGACAGGCGGGGACGAGACACAGACGACAAGCUGGAGAAGUUAAGAAAUCAAGCGUGUGAACAAUGAUUUUUUUGUUUUUUAAAAUGGAACUGCUCUUUGGAAUUGUGCCUGUCAUUCACAACCCUUCUGUAACAUACUGGUAUUAGUGCUUUUUGUGCAUUUUAAAAUCGUAAAAAACUGCGAGCAAGAGGAAUGAAGGUAACGGGGAUACAAUUUAAUUUGUGUAUAAAAUAAAUUUUUUCUUACACGCUGCGAGUACGGAUAUAUGUUGUAAUUCAACAUGCACAUUCAUAACAUGUCAUGUUGACGUAUUUUGCUUUUCAAGCAAUUUUUGGCCGAAAUUAUUUUACCGGGCGCAUAGGUCAAAUUAAUCAUGGCUACUUGAGAAAAAGACAAUUUUGGGACAAAUGAUUACAAACCUUACAUUUUUGAGCCUGAAUAUAAGGAGGGUACAUUUUAGAAUCAGUGAGCUAAGCAGAUCCGGCUUUAGUAAAACACUAAGUUUCAUAGUGCAAUAUUGCUUUGUUGGGUCUGCUCCUGUAUCUGGCCAUGCUCCCUCCACCCCAGCAGACAACGGCGUGGAACACCGCAGAGACCACCACAGUCUAUAUCAUGGGUGUCAAACUCUGGCCCGUGGGCCAAAUUUGGCCCUUGAGGCAAUAUCAAAUUAACAUUAGAGCUGGCCCGCCGGUAUUAUACAGCGACAGUAAUACUCAUACUUGCUAACCCUCCCGAUUUUCCGGGAGACUCCCGAAUUUCACUGUCCCUCCCGAAAAACUCCCGGGGCAACCAUUCUCCCGAUUUCCACCCGGACAACAAUAUUGGGGGCGUGCCUUGAAGGCACUGCCUUUAGCGUCCUCUACAACCUGUCGUCAUGUCGGCUUUUCCUCCAUACAAACAGCGUGCCGGCCCAGUCACACAGGUAUGUGAAUGCAAGGCAUACUUGGUCAACAGCCAUACAGGUCACACUGAGGGUGGCCGUAUAAACAACUUUAACACUGUCACAAAUAUGCGCCACACUGUGAACCCACACCAAACAAGAAUGACAAACAUUUUGUGAGAACAUCCGAGCCGCAACACAACAGAACAAAUAUCCAGAGCUCCUUGCAGCACUACCUCUUCCGGGACGCUACAAUAUAAACCCCGCGCUACCAACAAACCCCUCCCCCCCAUUUAUUUUCAAAUGUAUUAUCCUGUGGAAAAAGUUAAUGUUGAUACUUUUACCUCAGAAGGCUGCAAAUAGAAAAGAGGCUUUCAAUUUUUUAUUUAAAUUUUAUUUAAUAUGCCAUUGAUGUUUUUUUGUUUGUUUUUUGAAAGUUGAUUUUGCACUAUUGAGUUAUAUAAGCGUUGCUUGUUCCAUAGGGAUCAAUAAAGUACUUUCUAUUCUAUCAAUAAAGUACUUUCUAUUCUAUCAAUAAAGUACUUUCUAUUCUAUUUUAUUCUAUUCUAUUCAGUGUUAGAGCAAAUCAGUGUAGCAAACUGAGCAAUAAUUAUUUAUAUUUUAUUAUUAUUAUUAUUUGAAACUCGAUUUUGCAUGUCACUAUAAAGUUAUGUAAGCCUUGCUUGUUCAAUAUUCAAUGCAAAACUUGUUUGGGUCCCUAUUAAAAGGUUAAUUUUUUCGACCUUGGCCCGCGGCUUUGUUCAGUUUUAAAUUUUGGCCCACUCUGUAUUUGAGUUUGACACCCCUGGUUUAUAUGUUUCUUUUACUUUUUAUUCAUAGCUGUAUGUAGAAGUGUCUGCUUGUAUCUGCUGCUUUAAUGUCUUUAAUGUCCUUUGUCUUCUUUGAUGUUUCCCUCUUACACACAUGUAAAAGGGAUGUGUACUAUGGCUAUGAGUUGUUCUUUUCUUUUCCCUUGGCCUCAGUCUAGACCCCCUCCAGGGGCCCAGGCUUAGACCGAUUUUUAAAAUUGUAUUUGUUUACCUGUAUCUCAUCUUUUUUGUAAGGGGCAGACCCGUCAGCGAUCCUGUUCUGUCUCCCUGUAAUGUUUGUCUGGUUUUGAAUGGGAUUGUGCUGAAAAUUUAAAUUUGCCUCGGGGGAUUAAUAAAGUAUGUCUGAUUCUAAAUCAAUCAAUCAAUCAAUGUUUACUUACAUAGCCCUAAAUCACUAGUGUCUCAAAGGGCUGCACAAACCACUACGACAUCCUCGGUAGGCCCACAUAAGGGCAAGGAAAAACUCACACCCAGUGGGACGUCGGUGACAAUGAUGACUACGAGAACCUUGGAGAGGAGGAAAGCAAUCUGAAGACAAAGAACUUAAUAAAACAAUCGCUUACUGUACAAUGUCUGCUCUCACUGGGAUGUUUAUAUCUUUCAGCCAAAUAAUUGUGUUCCCGUUUAGAUAAAUUCAUCAUAAUCCUCAGUUUAAAAAAUUUCAUGGGGGGGGGGGGCGUGUCAUAGUAAUCAUUGUCACUGUCACCGACGUCCCACUGGGGUGAGUUUUUCCUUGCCUUUAUGUGGGCUCUACCGAGGAUGUCAUUGUGGUUUGUGCGGCCCUUUGAGACACUAGUGAUUUAGGGCUAUAUAAAUAAACAUUGAUUGAGGAUGGAUGGAUUGAUUGAUUGAUUGAUACAUUCUGUCAACAUUUCUGUUCAACUUCAGCAUUGGAGCAUUCCCACAAGAUCGUGGGGCGGUUUAGCUCGGUUGGUAGAGCGGCCGUGCCAGCAACUUGAGGGUUGCAGGUUCGAUUCCCGCUUCCGCCAUCCUACUCACUGCCGUUGUGUCCUUGGGCAAUGCACUUGACCCACCUGCUCCCAGUGCCACCCACACUGGUUUGAAUGUAACUUAGAUAUUGGGUUUCUCUAUGCAAAGCGCUUUGAGUCACUAGAGAAAAAGCGCUAUAUAAAUAUAAUUCACUUCACUUCAUUCCUUUAGGAAUUGCCUCAUCUAGUUUUACAUGAAUUUAUUCCUGGAGGUAACGAUAAAAUUCAGUGCAUGCUUUGAAAAAAAAAUGAAUUUGGUGCCCACCCUUAGUGAUACAGAGUACUUAUUUCAUAAGAACCGCACUUAACCUCGACCCAAACUCUAAUGAGCACAACUUGUCAACUCAAACGAUGGAGCGUGUUGGAAGUUUGUUUUAAUGUAACAAAAUGGCACUGAACAUGGAAUAUGAGGGCAAUUAACAUUUUUGAGGAAUACAAUAUAUCAUAAUCAAGCUGGAGGAGUUGAAACGAGGACACGACGACAGCAAAGAAAAACCGCACCCUGCCAGUCAGCAAGUGACCCCGUCAUGACGGAUGUGUUUUUAACCAGACUAUAAACGUACAAAGAGAGGAAUGAAGCCUUCCGCUGUUUAUUCAUGAAUGGACUACGAUGAGGGACGCAAACAGAAAGUGAAAACUGCAGCACGGCAAGCGGGUGACUCAACGGGAACGCUACUUUUUGUCCUUUUCCAGCG